AUGAAACUUCUGGACAUUGACGACGAGUCAACUUGGUCUUUGCAUUCCCGUCACAGAGACUUCAUCCGAGCCAUUGUAGUCUCAGCCCAAGAAGCAUCGAAUACCAUACGGCUCAUCAGCCUGUAUCCUCAGUACCUAGACUUGCGGUACGCAAAACCGACUUCUCUCACAGUAACCAUCGUCAGAAUCUUCACGGCCGAGGAUGAACCCUUGAAACGCGCGCAGACGGCACGCCAUGCAGCGUGGUUCGGUCGUCGACCAAAGAUCACGGCUUUCACGAAGCGUCAGUCUCUCGACCCGGGCAAAAAGUGGUGGGCUUUCACAUUCAGUCUGCAUGGCGACCCUGAACCUGAAAAGGGUGAUCCCUUCUAUUUUCAUCCUCCGGCAGCGGUGCUGUUCAUUUCCCAUGGUGUGUGCGUUCAUGAAUCGCACCGCCUAGACCACACUGCGAUCGCGGGAAGCUGCGAUACCUACGGAAGCAUUUCAGAUGGCACAAAUCAUUACUUUCUUUCCCCUAAAUUUGUCAAGAUGUCGUGUCAAAUGUUUCUGCUCGACAGCUAUGAUGGCUCCGAGGUAACACUGAGAGCUGGGUUUCGAUAUCAGGCUCGCGGUCUUGGCAAACGUACUGCACACUGUCGCACCUCUCGGCCCGCAUGUAACUGGUGCGGGAAGGCUAGCACGCAGCAGCACCUCGGGGUGUUCCGCCUGCACAUAACAUCCGCUAGUGCAGCACUGAGUGUCAUCGUGCGUUCACGUCUCGAUGAGAGCCUCCACGACGUCUUAGCGCCCAAUGUCCCAAUAACUGUGUCAACGAUCCCGGCCAGUGCCAAGCAAUCAAAAGCCGCGCAUUCGGAUUCGACUCAGCAUCCUGUGCCCCAUCCGAGACAGUGA
Molecule: messenger RNA, 891 nt
Organism: Colletotrichum lupini
Lineage: Eukaryota; Fungi; Ascomycota; Sordariomycetes; Glomerellales; Glomerellaceae
Exons: 6
Coding region: 1-891 (296 amino acids)
Source: RefSeq, a predicted model, not a curated record